Messenger RNA from Rangifer tarandus platyrhynchus (Svalbard reindeer), 558 nucleotides. Lineage: Eukaryota; Metazoa; Chordata; Mammalia; Artiodactyla; Cervidae. The record is from the annotation of a GenBank genome assembly.
AUGUACAUCCUAAUCAACCAGAAGAGGGGGAAGAUGACUCAGUACUUGGAGAACAUGAAAAUUGGGGACACCAUCCUUUUUCAAGGGCCAUCUGGUUACCUGUUCUAUCAUGGGUCAGGGAAGUCUGUAUUCAAACCAUACAAAACGAGUGAGCCUGAAACUAAACUGGUGCAUCACCUGGGAAUGAUUGCUGGGGGCACAGGGAUCAUGCCCAUGCUGCAGCUCAUCCGCUGCAUCACCAGGAAGCCCAGUGAUAAGACCGUGAUGUCCCUCAUCUUUGCCAACCAGACAGAGGAGGAUAUCUUGAUGAGAAGAGAGCUUGAAGAAGUUGCCAGAACUCAUCCAACGCAGUUCGGCCUGUGGUACACACUGGACAGGCCUCCUGCUGACUGGAAGUACAGCUCCGGCUUCAUUACCGAGGACAUGAUCAAGGAGCACCUCCCUCCCCCUGGGAAGUCCAUGCUCAUCCUGGUGUGUGGCCCACCACCCCUGAUCCAGACAGCAGCACACCCUAACCUGAAGAAACUGGGUUAUACCAAGAACAUGAUUUUCACCUAA